Molecule: messenger RNA, 1662 nt
Organism: Trichomycterus rosablanca
Lineage: Eukaryota; Metazoa; Chordata; Actinopteri; Siluriformes; Trichomycteridae
Gene: wnt11f2
Product: wnt 11, family member 2
Exons: 5
Coding region: 20-1072 (350 amino acids)
Biological process (GO): canonical Wnt signaling pathway; neuron differentiation; multicellular organism development
Cellular component (GO): extracellular region
Molecular function (GO): frizzled binding; cytokine activity
Source: RefSeq, a predicted model, not a curated record
GAAUAAACCGUAGCGCGCGAUGAACCGGCUACUUCUGACGUCACUGCUGAUCUACACGAGCGCGCGGCUCAGUACCGGGAUCUACUGGCUGGGUCUGACGGUGAACGGUAGCUCGGUGGGCUGGAACGAGACGCAGCACUGCAGGCUCCUGCACGCUUUGGUUCCUGACCAGCAGCAGCUGUGCAGGAGGAACCUGGAACUCAUGCGCAGCGUGGUCAGGGCCGCAGAGCUCACCAAAGCCGCGUGCCAGGACGCCUUCGGAGACAUGCGCUGGAACUGCUCGUCUGUGGAACGGGCGCCGCACUUCGGGCCCGACCUGGCUAAAGGUACUCGUGAGACGGCGUUCGUGUUCUCUCUCUCGGCGGCGGUUCUUACCCACACCAUCUCCCGGGCCUGUUCGUCGGGCGAGUUGCCGAGCUGCUCGUGUGCGGCGGCUCCGGCCGAGCAGGCGUCGCCGGAUUUCCGUUGGGGCGGGUGUGGUGAUAACGUACGCUUCGGCCUGCAGAUGGGCGCCGCCUUCUCCGACGCAACCAUGAACAGCAGGCGCUCGGCGUCACCCGCCGCCCGCCUCAUGCACCUGCACAACAACGCGGUGGGCAGACAGGCUCUGCUGGACGCCCUGGAGACCAAGUGUAAGUGCCACGGCGUCUCCGGCUCCUGCUCGGUGAAGACCUGCUGGAAGGCCCUGCAGGACGUCCAUCACAUCUCAGCUCACCUUAAAGCCAGAUACCUGUCCGCCACCAAGGUGACCUCACGCCAGGUGGGCACACGCCGCCACCUGGUGCCCCGGGACAUGGAGGUGAGACCGGUGCUGGAGAGCGAGCUGGUUUACCUGGCCAGUUCAACCGAUUACUGCUCGUACAACACCAAGUACGGCUCGUACGGAACCACCGACAGGCAGUGCAAUAAGACGGCGAGUGGGAGUGGCUCAUGUAACUUGAUGUGCUGUGGGCGGGGCUAUAACACCUACACAGAGCAGGUAGAGGAGCGCUGUCACUGCAGGUAUCACUGGUGCUGCUACGUCACCUGUAAGAAGUGCACACACACCGUGGAGAGGCACGUCUGUAAGUGACGCCCACGCCAGCCGUACGUACCGAGACGGACUUCCACAGCAGGCACUGGAGAUUCUCCCCGAGAGCGCGGACGAGGCGUGAGCGGCACCACGGGACGGGCGUGAGUCUCACCUCCAGCACCGACGGAGAUGAGAGAGACCAGGAGGACAGAUCAAAGGAAAGGACGUCCUCUUCUGAACUGAGGAGUGUGGAUCAGCGUGGACGAUCAGAACACAGAACACACUCCACCUGAGAGGUUCCAUAUCACUGCUCAUGAUCACACAUCAGUCUGGCUUGCAAAAAUGCACAUUAUUAAAUGAAGAUCCCAGGUACCUGGGUCUAAUCCUUACCUCCGUUCACUGUUUGUGAGAAGUUUAGCAUGUUCUCUCUGUGCCUGUGUGUGUGUUCCCUUACUGGGGUUUCGUUCCACCACCUAAUAACGUGCAGGAGGUGGAUUGACUGUUCAGAGUGAGUGAGUGAUGCGGUGGUGUGCUGUUAGAACGGUUCCAGACCCACCGAGACCCUGACCAGGGUGACUCCGCUCCGACAGAACCUGAUAAGAACUGAUUUUAUUUCCUGGGGGGGGUUAGGGUUGGGGGUUGGGAGGUAU